UGCCCAAAGCGUGGUAGCCGGCUAUCACAACUUUUCAGAGAGAGAGAGAGAGAGAGAGAGAGAGAGAUGAUGGUACAUGACUGGUUUUGGGAAGUAUUGCCAUAUUGCGCUAUGGUUGUGGUGGAAUUGCUGGACGUGGGCAUGACUACUCUCAGCAAAGAAGCCAUGUCAAGAGGAAUGAGUCAUUUCAUCUUUGUCCUUUACUCAAAUGCCUUUGCCUCUAUCCUCCUCCUCCCUUCUUCCUUCUUCCUCCAAAGGAUGCAGCGUCCGCCCCUCACCUUCCGUCUCCUCUGCAGAUUCUUCUUGCUUGCGUUAACUGGGAUUACUAUCAUGCAGAAUUGUGUAUUCACUGGUGUUAGUUAUAGCUCUCCCACUCUUGCUUCUGCAAUGGGCAACUUGAUCCCGGCUUUCACCUUCAUUCUUGCUAUUAUUUUCAGGCUGGAAAUGGUAGAUAUAAGAAGUGCAAGCAGCCAGGCCAAACUCAUAGGCACUCUGGUCUCAAUCUCAGGAGCAUUAAUAGUCACUCUCUACAAGGGCCCAUCAAUCAAGGCUUCAUCACCUUCCACCCACGCCGGUCAUGAUCAUUCUGUCCUUCUCUUUCACAAACCUCCUUCCAAUUCCUUGGCAAAAGAUAACUGGGUACUCGGUGGCCUUUUCCUUGGAACUGCUUCUUUAUCUGCCUCAAUAUGGAUUACUCUCCAAGCAGCAACUGUUAAGAGAUAUCCAUCAGAGAUUACUAUAGUAGCUUUUAAUUGCUUCUUUGGGGCUAUUCAAUGUGCAAUAGUCUCUCUUUUUGCAGAAAGAGACCCAAAAGCAUGGAUACUAAGACCUGAUAUUGAACUCAUCUCCAUUGUAUAUUCUGCAGUUUUUGGGAGUGUGCUUACGUACAAUGUUCAAACAUGGUGCAUGCAAAAGAAGGGGCCUGUUUUUGUAGCUAUGUUCAAGCCCUUGGGAAUUGCAAUUGCGGCCAUCAUGGGUGCUAUGUUCCUUGGGGAUACUCUUCAUCUUGGAAGGCAUCAUCUCUUACCGUCGCUGAUUGGAGGUUUCCUGAUAGGAUAUAAAUCUUUCUUCUUCUUCUUUUUUACCAGUGUGAUUGGUGCUGUGAUAAUAGCCAUUGGAUUUUAUGCUGUAAUGUGGGGACAAAGAAAAGAAGAAAAAAAGGACGACGACAAGAGAGUUGGUGGAUUGGAAACAUCAUCGACACAGAAGGUCCCCCUCUUGCCAAAUUACUUUGAAAAUUAGAUUUUUAUUUUUUUUAUUUUUGUAUAAAAAAGGGAAGAAAAUAUCUACACAGAUCAGCAUGAGCCCGUUUCAACACCGAGGUCUUGGUAUCGAUUCCCUAAUGGGGGUGGCUAACAGUGAAGUGUGAACUGACAGUGGGUGUACUAACAAGCUAACCAAAAAAAAAAAAAGAAAAAAAGAUCAGCAGGAGCCUGGUAAUUGUAUGA
Messenger RNA from Magnolia sinica, 1448 nucleotides. RefSeq names its product WAT1-related protein At5g40210. Gene Ontology annotation, molecular function: transmembrane transporter activity. The record is from RefSeq and is a predicted model, not a curated record. The coding region runs from base 67 to 1242 and encodes 391 amino acids. NCBI's taxonomy places the organism in Eukaryota, Viridiplantae, Streptophyta, Magnoliopsida, Magnoliales, Magnoliaceae. Gene Ontology annotation, cellular component: plasma membrane. The transcript has 7 exons.